Anneissia japonica is the source of this 4211-nucleotide messenger RNA. Its product is annotated as probable tubulin polyglutamylase ttll-15. The coding region runs from base 535 to 2049 and encodes 504 amino acids. The record is from RefSeq and is a predicted model, not a curated record. Lineage: Eukaryota; Metazoa; Echinodermata; Crinoidea; Comatulida; Comatulidae. The transcript is spliced from 13 exons. Gene Ontology annotation, biological process: protein modification process.
AAUAACGUCAUACCGUUCCAAGUAACUCGUCGUCGGCGUCGCAGAUACUCUUUGGUCGCAGAUCUAAAACUCGCUAUUCUAUCGCUUGAGACUAAAGACCUAUUCAGCCUACCUGGAUGAGGGGCCUACUGGUAGAGAAUUCUUAACAGAUUGUCAAGCUAUUGAGAUGUUUGUGGUCUGCCUAAAAUUAUCCAGUACUAAAAAGGUAGACUAGGCCUAGCCUAGGAUAGGCGGUAUAAUUAAUAGGCCUGGCUAGGGCCUAGCCGGGUGUCUGUCAACCCGUACCCAAACCAACCCGUACCCAAACCAACCCGUACCCAAACCAACCCGUACCCAAACCAACCCGUACCCAUACCAACCCGUACCCACUUGAGUCAAACCGUACCCACGUUCCCACGUACCCAUCUGUACCCACGUCAUUUUGGUCAACCCGUACCCAAAAUAUAUUUGUAUCUGUACGAUCUCGUGCGGUCUGUAAGAUUGUCGUUGCCGCUAAUAUUAUUAAGAUAUACUUUGCUAGUAAAAGGCCCACCGAUGAAGCCUGCUAAACAGUCUCGCUUUUCUACUCAGCUUUUGUACCUUUGUAUCACUGCCCUAAUUAUAGGUGUGAUAAUAACACUAUGGAAUGUUCAUGAGCUUCACGUUAUGCAGAGGAUACAUAUGAAGAACCAGCAUUCAGAGAUCUUUGAACCGCAGUCUCUGGUAGAAAGUAACAAACCCAUAUAUUGGAUCAAUGCCAGACAUCUGCAUACUGGCUACCUAGACCAUGUUAUGGCUGUUUUUGAUCGGAUAGGCUACAGCAAAGGUGGACCAGACUCGGAAUGGGAUGUCUUAUGGUCACAUGACUAUCCAUUCACUGAACUCCAAGAUAAGAUAUCCAAGAUGAGGUCACACCAAAAGGUGAACCAUAUUCCUGGCUCUGGAUUUAUAACAAACAAAGUAACUUUAGUUUUGUCUGAUAUCGAGUACAUUCCAAAAGCCUUUCAAAUGCCACAACAAAAGUUUUCUUUCAAACAAUAUGUAAAGGAGCAUCCUGAGAAAUUAUGGGUUCAGAAAAGCAAUAACCAUCGUGGUAUACAUGUAAGAAAUGUGGAAGAACUAGACUUCAGUGCAGAUAACACAUUCGUACAAGAAUUUAUUCAAAAUCCGUACUUGGUUGAUGGAAAAAAGUUUGAUAUAGGGAUCUACACUGUGGUCGCAUCUGUGGAUCCUCUGAGGGUGUACUUCUACUCAGGUGACUGCCUUAUACGUUACUGUGGCAAAGAGUAUGUCAUGGACAAAUUCGAUGAUGUCAAUACUUAUGUGGUUACUGAUGAUUAUACUCCAACUUGGAAGAUGCCAUCACUGCAGAAAUACUACAUUGAUAUGAAAUUCUCACACAAGGAAUCCCUGUAUGCACACAUGAGAUCAGAAGAUUUAGAUCCCACCAAAGUAGACAGGCAGAUAGAAGAUGCCAUUCGGAAAGUUUUUCUUAGCAAGCUCCCACAACUAAGGCAAUCAUUGGAAAAGUACCAACAUAAGAAUAUCUUCUUUGAGCUGACCCGGUUUGACUUUGUUCUUGAUGAAGAUUUAAAUUUGUACUUGAUGGAGGUCAACAUGUCUCCUAACCUAUCCACCGGUCAUUUUGCUGCGAAUAAACUUCUUUAUCAACAAGUUAUUUACAACACAUUGAGUGUCGUAGAUGUUGCACGGAACAUUCCUGUUAGUUUGAAAUUAAGUACUGAAGACCAAGAAUUAAUGAGGGUGAGUUUGCGGGAUAUUCAGACAGAUCCAGAGGCCUGCUCCAGUGAGGAAUGCAAAGGCUGCCAUGAAGUGAAAUGUCAGCUGUGCAAUCGUUGCUUGAAUAAUGAAGUAAGAAAUGCCCUGUCUGAUUCUUUCUUGGAGCAUUUGAAUCGACGACAGAUGAAAAGAGUUUAUCCAGAAUCCCUAACUCGAGAUGAAAGUAUGAGGUAUCAGGAUGCUCUGGAUGAUGGGUUACCAACUAACGACAAACUUCUGAGGAAAUGGUAUCGUUCAAAAUGUAUCCAAGAAGAGUCAUGGUGCUACUAAAUGCAAACAGUCACACCUCAAUCUUUCAAAUUCAUUUGUAUUGUUAAUCCGUUACUUAACAGUGUUUUUGUAUGUAUAUUUUGAACUUUUGAAAUUUUAUGGUACAGAAUUCUAAAUGCACAUGAAUUUUGGCUGCAAGUCCACAAGAUGUGGAUUGUUUUGGUGUCCUUUUUGAAAUAAAAAUAUACAUAUGUAGAUUGACAUUGUCCGAACAUAAUUUAUUAAAACAGUCUCUAGGGUAUGCUGAAAAAUUACUGCGAGGUUAUUGAUUAAUUUACUAUUGGGUGCAGCAGCUGAACCUGCUGAGGUACAAGACUAUAGUUAUUCUAAAUAUUUAUUGUACUAUAAGCCUUUAUAUGCGCAAGGAAUUGAACAAAGAUCUAGGUAUCAUAAGCAGUUAUACAUUUCUCAAUCAUAAUUCAAUUUAGGACCAUUUCUGAAUCAUUCAUCUUUUUAACGCAUUAUUGUAUCAGCCUAUUGCUGUCACCAUUUUACCACUGCUUUACCUUGUUUUACACUUUUGUCUAUUGUUAUAUGCUAUAGAUGUCACACACCAUUGCACCUAAGAUGCUUUAUAGAUUGUAUUUUAACUAUUAUUAGUAUUACUGUGUGUUGUUACAAUAAUGUACUGUAUAUAGUGUUGACCAGCAUUAUUUAUUUAACAUUUUUUUAUAUAUUUCUUUUUUAAGUAUUUGGAAGAAGGUAGAAAUUUAUAAUUACACAGGUGUGACCAAUUAUUUGUAAGAAAAAUUUAGUGAAAAGAAUAUGAAACAAAAAAUUUUUCUUUUGUCAGACAUACAUAUGAUUCAGUUCCUUAACCAUUAACAUAGACAAUGUUGGUAACAUAAGUCAUGCAUCCCAUCUAAUUUAUCUACUAAACAUUGAUGGUUAUCUGUUAUUAUUAUUAUUAUUAUUAUCCAUUAAAAUGUCAACUGUUGUACCCGAGUAUAUUUUAUACUGAUAUUCAUGUAAUAUAUAAUUAACUAGAAAUACAGUGUAUAUUUAUCACAAAACAUAUUUUUAAAAACUAGUUGAACUUUUAUUUGGUAUGUUAGAAUAUUAUAUUAUACUACUAUUUUUAUAUCUAUGAUUGUACUAUUGUAUUUAUACUGUAUAUGUUCACGGUGCUAUGCAGCAAAUCUGAUUCGAUAUGGUUACUUGCUAUACUUUCAGGGCAAUGAGUUCUGUGUAGCCUACCAUAUCUCCACUAUGCGAGGGCAAAUAUCAGUGUUGUGAAGGGAUGUGCUCUUGUAGUUGAACCUGCAAUAUACCAAUAGUUCUUUGUGGUUUAGAAAUACAAUGGUCACAUUGAAAGCAAUAAGUUGCAUUAUUGAGUGCGAUGCAAGAAGUGCACUUUUUUUAUGCAAUACUUUUUAUGUUUUUAUAACUAUUUUAAUCGAAGUUCUGUCUAAGGAAGAUUUUUCCCAUUGUAUUUUAUGAUUGGAACGAAUAAAGUUUGAUUUAAUUUGAUUCAUACAACUGAUAAGAAGCUGUCAUUGCAUAGCUCUUUGAUACAAGUAUAAUUUUGAGUUCAUAUUUAUGUGAUGUCAGAAUUCAAAGCUGUCAAUUGAAUUUAGCCACAAAAGCCUUUGUGGGCUAUGCUUUCUAUUAGAAAAAUUCGGCUAAGCUUUCUAUUAGAAAAAUUCCCAUGGUUUAAGUAACAGUGGUGUUUAAUUGGUUAUUAGGUUUUAUUAGUACGGCUAAUGCAAAUUAACCAUGACUUUUUGUCUUUACUUUUCAGGGGUUUUUUUUCUAUCUGUGUGUGACAAUUAAGUACUGUACAUGCAGGUUUGGAUGCCAAUUGGUCGAGUCAGAAUGGGAGUCAGAAAGGAUGGAUUGAUGAAAUCAGGGAGUUUAGGAUAUUACUUGAAAGAAUGACCACCAAGUAAAGGGGUUUUCCUCCUGCUGUAAUGUGCAACAGCUAAAUGUUAUAGAUAGACAUACAGUACUGGUUUUGAAAAUAUAGUUCUACAUAAUGUUAUACAGUGUUAUGUCACAAUUUGCUAUAGGUAAUAUACUUUGGUAGACCCUGUAUAUGGUAAAAGCAAAUAAAUAGAUGCAUGCACAGUAUGUUUGUAUGCAUAUAUAAUAGUUAUAUGUGGUUUUAUUAUUUAUUAAAUUAUGAUAAUGUGGGGUGUCAAUAAACACAUAAAUAAAUCAUG